Messenger RNA from Cajanus cajan (pigeon pea), 479 nucleotides. NCBI's taxonomy places the organism in Eukaryota, Viridiplantae, Streptophyta, Magnoliopsida, Fabales, Fabaceae. The record is from RefSeq and is a predicted model, not a curated record.
ACUUUCACUUUAACAUUUGCUGUUCAAGGAUUGGUUAAUACUUUUGGAGAUCUUCGUGGAACUUUGGCUGCUGUUGAGAGGAUCAACUCUGUUUUGUCUGGAGCUCCAGUUGAUGAUGCCCUUGCUUAUGGCUUAGAAAGAGAACUGAAACAAAAAACAAUGGAUGAUGAAAGCUAUAAAUUGGUCUUAUCUAAUAUUUCUACUGAGAAUAACCAAAAGAAUUAUUUACAUUACAUGUCAGCUCUUAAAACAUCAAGCAAUUUGUGUAACUUAGCUUGGUCUGGAGAUAUUUGUCUUGAAGACGUAUAUUUCUCUUAUCCUUUAAGGCCAGAUGUGGAAAUCUUAAAUGGCCUAAAUUUAAGGCUAAAAUGUGGAACUGUAACUGCUCUGGUGGGUCCUAGUGGUGCCGGAAAAAGUACAGUAGUACAGUUAUUGUCUCGUUUUUAUGAGGUUUGAUUUCUGUUUCUUAUGUUGUAAGA